GUAAAUUCCAGUCAGCAGGAAGUGUGAUGUGGCUUUGAUUCCCAUCGAAAAUGUCUGCCAUUUUCAACUUCCAGUCUCUGCUAACUGUGAUUCUCCUCCUGAUCUGCACCUGUGCCUACAUCAGAGCGCUGGCUCCCAGCCUGCUGGACAAGAAUAAGACCGGACUGUUGGGAAUUUUCUGGAAAUGUGCCAGAAUAGGUGAGCGGAAGAGUCCGUGGGUGGCUUGCUGCUGUGUCAUCAUGGCUUUUAGUAUACUGUUUGUACAGUAACCCAUUAACCAAAGACAGCCAAAAAUGGGAACAUUGAAAAAAAUGGACAGACAUGGAGACCAUGAUCCAAGAAGCACAAUCGGACCUUCGGUGGCUGUCACUUGGAUUACCUAAAACCUGAAAGCUGUCACCACAUGCCAUAGCCACAGAAACACUGAAUGAGUAUAGGUAGGGGGCUGUGGGUGACCCCAUAGCUCCCAAGUGUGUUUAAGGCCAUCCACAGACUUAAAGGUUUGCAUUAGUGUUUGCUUAUGUGGACAGUUUACUCCCAAUCUGUGAGUGCGUUUGUUGGUCAGUUUUUGUUUAUCUACCAUUUUAUGGGAUCUUUGUUUAAACAUUUCAGACAGAUUUUUUUUGUCCUAACGCUAUCACCAUGAAAGUCCCCAUGAAUGAGCACUCAUAAAUUUUCCAAAAUAGUAAGGGAUUUACAUUUUUACUAAUGACGAGUCCUCUUUGUGUCUAAAGUGGUUCAGCAUCGCUGUAGUUAACAGAAUGGUGUUGUAGUUCUUCAGGUGCACAUCUCUGCUCAGUGUUUGCCUCAGAAAGCUACAAAUGUUUUUAAAGUCAGUCAAAUUGCAGCUAUUUAUUAAAGUACCUUCUUGGACGUCUGGCUUGAGAAUAAUUCUCGUUCAAUUAAAGCUUUCCGAUCAGAGCUUUCUGUCGACGUGGGCUUAUAUCGGGUGUUAGAAUGCAACGCUGUAAGAAAUGUCAUUAAUAAUGACUUUGAACAAGCAAACUACAUGUCAAGAAUAAACCUUUUCUGAUCUUCUCUCUAUAUGG
This is a messenger RNA of Menidia menidia (Atlantic silverside), 1049 nucleotides long. Lineage: Eukaryota; Metazoa; Chordata; Actinopteri; Atheriniformes; Atherinopsidae. The record is from the annotation of a GenBank genome assembly.